AUGAAUCGACAGACAUUGGCUGAAGCUACGAGUUUACAUGAUGGUCCUGUGCCGGUGUACCUCAUGGAGGAGAUUGCAAAUGGUACAAAAAACAGUGACCGGGAUGCCGAAAAAACAGCUGAUUAUAUCCUUGGGCGACUGCACAAGAGCAACUUAAACGUGAAACUGAAGGCAUUGCAGAUAAUUGCGUUUUGUAUCAAAGAAGGCAGUCAUGUGUUUACAGAGGUUAUUCGAGAUGAAGAAGAGGAGAUAUCGAUCUAUUUACAGUUUUCGGGAGCUUCGGAUCCAGUAUAUGGAGAUGAAAAAUAUCGUCGGAUUCGAGUGGCAUCACAGGAAGUGCUGGUGAAUUUACAUGAUGUAAGAUCCCUUUCACGUCGGAAUGGAGAACAACAGCAAGAACAAUAUAUACAGCAACAACCUCUUCAAAAUGGCGUGAUCAGUGUGCAGGGGCAAGUUUCACGAGGAGAUAAUGCACCAUUCUAUGGCAAUGCAAAUGAAGGGUAUAAUCAACCGGAACGGCAGCACUCGAGUGUUGGUGGAUCGUGGGGGCAGCCACUUCCUUCUCAUCAGCCAGCAUUGUAUCAAGAUAGCCCUUCUAAAGGCUUUAAUGGGCCGUCUGAAGUAAGGUCCUUUGUUCCCCCGAGUGGAGGUGCCAGCAGCUAUGGCGAUAGUAGUGGACAGAAUGGUGGUAGCGUAGGAGGACAUGGCUAUGUUCAAAAUGGUGCGCAGAAUGGAUACGGUCAGAACGCGCCACCACAACAACAACAACAACCACAACAGGCAAGUGGGUUUAACUCGUGGGUAUCCUCGUCGGGCACUGGGGGUGUGGCCUCGAAGAGCUCUGGUGCCGGUACAUGGAGUAGUUCAGGUUAUCAAAAGAAGGACGCUGCGGCGGAUAAUGAGCCGCGCUACAACUUAUCCACAGGACGAGACAACCGCCCUACUGUGUUGGUUGGCCACUCGCUUCAUUUUCCCAAGCCGGCUGGGGGAUUUGGUAGUAGCAAUACAGGUGCGACGUCAGGACUUGGUGGUUUCAACAGCGGUACAUACGAUCCGAACGCUAUUCGUGGUGCUAUCGGUGCAAAUGUGUACAAUCCGAAUGCGAUGGGAAGCGAUGCGCAGAGCGGCUUUAAUAAUCACCAGUCGGGUGGAACAGCUACGUAUGCUGGUAACUCGAACCGUAUGAGCGGCAAUACUCACCGCAUCGGAAGCAUAGGUCUUCCAGUGAACGGACAGCCGCUCAGUGAUGUCCCAACGACGGCUCUGGGCAAGAAGGCAGAAGUACUGAAAAAGAUGGGUACAGCAGCGCUUGAAAAAUGGGAUCGCCGUAAUAUGGACAAAUCGAUGGCAUCAUCCUUGGCAGAUCACGACGAAUUGCGCGCCGGUCCGCAAGUUGUUGACCACAAUUACUACCAGCCGAAUGCCCAACAGGGAGCCGGUGGAGGUGACACUAGCAGAGACUAUGAGCGUACAAUGAUAGACAACUUGUGCGCUCCGGCGGGCCUUUCGCGUGCGCCGCCUGCAGAUGGUCUUAAGCGGUUUGUCGACCUUGCACAGACGCUAGAUGCUCAAACUAUUGGGGACAUCUUGCUUGACAAGCUAGAAGACGAAACGUGGCAAGUUCGUUUAAAGGGUUUACAUGUGGUACUAGCCCUGUUUGAUUCACCUGGUGUAGGACCAUAUCAGGAGUUUUUCGAGGAAAACGUAGAGGUCGUCGAAGAGCUGCAACACGAUGCCAAACCAAGUGUAGUAUCAAAGGCGUUGCAGGUUUUGCAUGCGCUCGGUUAUGCAGAUGAAAUGGCUCCUCAGCCAAGCAGCAGACGUGUGGUUGCCAAACAAUCUCAACGCAGUAGUUCCACAAAGAACCGCGUGCAGCAGCCGCAGCAGGAAGUAGAUCUCCUUGGUUUUGGCUCACUCAGUCUUGAAUCACCUGCGGGUUCUUUCGGCCAUAGCGCUCAAGGUACAUCGGAUCUUUUUAGCUCUCCUAUCACUGGACAGCCGCCAACGCUCCCAACACCUUUUCAGGAAGUUUCGCUUUUGGAUGGCUUGGACACACUAGGGAGUUCUUCGUCAUAUGACCCUUCCUACACUCAGCAGCGGCAAGCCGUUCCACCUCAGCAACAAUAUUACCAGCAGCCGGAGCAAGAUGGGCGUAACAAAUCGUUGAGCCAUUUUGAAAAGGACCUUUUUGCAAUUGCCAACUCUCCGCGGACAGCUGCAAGCACGGCACCACAUCCUGGGACCAGUGAUGGUCCGAACCUCAGUGGCAGUCAGUCAGCAUUUAACUUCUUGUAG
Peronospora farinosa is the source of this 2295-nucleotide messenger RNA. Lineage: Eukaryota; Oomycota; Peronosporomycetes; Peronosporales; Peronosporaceae. The record is from the annotation of a GenBank genome assembly.